Messenger RNA from Lachnellula hyalina, 1596 nucleotides. RefSeq names its product Protein dml-1 (gene dml-1). The record is from RefSeq and is a predicted model, not a curated record. The transcript has 5 exons. The coding region runs from base 1 to 1596 and encodes 531 amino acids. NCBI's taxonomy places the organism in Eukaryota, Fungi, Ascomycota, Leotiomycetes, Helotiales, Lachnaceae. Gene Ontology annotation, cellular component: cytoplasm. Gene Ontology annotation, biological process: mitochondrion distribution.
AUGCACGAAAUAAUAACCCUCCAACUGGGACAGAAGAGCAACUAUCUUGCUACUCAUUUCUGGAAUACUCAGGAAUCUUAUUUUACAUAUUCUCCGGAUCAAGAAACUUUAGUUGACCAUGACAUUCAUUUUCGACCGGGAAUUGGUGCCGAUGGCACAGAGACCUUCACCCCACGGACCCUCGUCUAUGAUCUCAAGGGAGGGUUUGGCUCCAUGAGAAAGAUCAAUGCGCUUUACGAAGUAGACGAACCAGUCGCCCCCCAAGGAUUAUGGAACGGGCCAACAGUGGUACAAAGACAGACAGCAAUCCAGCAGAAUGAGUACCAGAGAAGCCUCGAUCAAGGGGUGGCUCCUCCACAACUCACUUCCGAAUCGGUCAAGUACUGGUCGGAUUUCAAUCGAGUCUACUUCCACCCUAGAUCUAUAGUUCAACUGAAUGAGUUUGAGCUCAAUUCUACCCUGAUGCCUUUCGAGAACUGGAACCUCGGCGAAGAGCUGUUCAACUCAUUGGACAAAGAACAUGAUCUUUUAGAUCGUGAUCUUAGGUAUUUCGCCGAGGAAGCGGACCAAAUGCAAGGCAUUCAGUUGAUGGCCGGAAUUGAUGAUGCUUGGGGAGGCUUUGCAGCAAGAUAUUUGGAUCGAAUCCGGGAUGAGUAUGGGAAGACAUCUGUCCUCUUCUGGGGACUAGAAGACAGCAUCAAAACUAUUCCACGAGAGAAACGAUUCUUGAAGCUUUCGAACACAGCUAGGUCGAUCUCGGAAAUAGCACCACAAGCCUCUCUGUUCGUUCCCAUGGCUAUUCCUUCAGAUUCUCCGCCCUCAUACAUCACCUUGGAUACACACUCACCAUGGCAUAUAUCUGGACUUCUGUCCACGGCUAUGGAGAGCAUGUCUCUCCCUUCUCGCUUAAAAGUUCAAAGCAGUGCUCGGCAAACCUUUGAUCAGAUUUCAAACGCGGUUAAUGUGAACGGGAACCAAACAAUCACGAGGCUUCGGAUGACUAUCGACCAAGAAUUAGCCCUCAAUGGACACGGCGAUUCACAGGUUGCGGGAGGAAUUGGGCAAAUGGGGGAUUCAAGAGUUCCGCUCGGAAACGGCCAUGUCAAUGAUUCAAAUUUGAAUCAGGAGGAGGAACCCAAGACUCUUGACAUGGAUUUCUUCUCUACGGAGACUGGCGAGCAAUUCCGAACUCGCCGCCCCCGCAAGCCCCAUGUUUUUGGCCAAGUUGAGAACUCUCGGGGGACUCAUGAUCAGCAACAAACACAGUUCAUUGGAGAAGACGAAGGACACGAGCGCGCGCGGCGUCGAGCGGCUGGUCUUCCAAUUAUCCAAAGAACGAAAAUACCCAUGUCUUUCCCCUUGCUCGAUAGCUUCCCGCAUAUAUUUGCUCAAACUAGCACGACUCCGCCAUCGCUAGCAGUAAGCACAUCUUUGUCGACGGACACAUCGGUUGCUUUGAGGGUGAAGAGCCUUCAGAAUAUUGUCAACAGGGCAAUAAGCGUUGAUGAGCGUGAGGCUCUGAGCAAUUCUCUUGGUGAGAUAGCGGAAGCCUAUGAGGAAGGCUGGGAUAGUGGAACUGAUGAGGAUGAUGACUGA